AUGAAGCCUCUGAUUCGUCGUCUCUCACAAAUCGCCGAUUCAUCCUCCGAAUCUUCUCUCUGCAACCAAAUUCGCCGACGCGACGUUCAUCAACCGACGUUGGCGAAUUCACCGUCUUCGGUUUACUUGGUUAAACGAGCAACCACCGCGUCCUCUGUUCCUUCCGGUCACGUCCCUGUAAAUGUCGGCGACGAGAUGGAGCGGUUCGUGGUGAGUGCGGAAUUGAUUAACCAUCCGGUUUUCGUCGGUUUGCUUAACCGAUCUGGUAAUGAAUAUGGUUAUGCUCAGAGAGGUGUUCUUCAUAUUCCUUGUAAUGUCUUGGUGUUCGAGAGAGUUGUUGAGAUUCUCCGAUCUGGAAUCGCUGAGUUUUCCGAUUUGCCGGAGAUUGUUGCGUCGUUGUCCGGCGAUGAUUUGUCUCUGUGGUUGCCUGGAAUUACAGAGUAG
Arabis nemorensis is the source of this 444-nucleotide messenger RNA. NCBI's taxonomy places the organism in Eukaryota, Viridiplantae, Streptophyta, Magnoliopsida, Brassicales, Brassicaceae. The record is from the annotation of a GenBank genome assembly.